Peniophora sp. CBMAI 1063 is the source of this 1422-nucleotide messenger RNA. NCBI's taxonomy places the organism in Eukaryota, Fungi, Basidiomycota, Agaricomycetes, Russulales, Peniophoraceae. The record is from the annotation of a GenBank genome assembly.
AUGUCGCUUUACAACCUGACGAAGACAGGCGCGGCCGAGGAGGUCUUUUAUGACUUAACAGCUUCCUUCGGCGUGCCAACCCUGCUCCUUGACAGCUUUGUAGUGGGUGUAUUCUUCGCGGGUGCACCUAUUGGAACGUACCUUAUCUGGGCCAAAUUUCCUGCCCGCCGCGCGCUCUCCAUCUCGUUACUUUGGCUCACCUUCGCGGUCGAACUCGGGCGCUGGAUAGUGUCUCUUCGACAGAUCAUAUCCAUAGUCGAGCAGCAGGAUCCCUUUGGAACAUGGGACCUGCAAACGUUCGAAAAUGAAGGACUCGCGCCGGAUAUUAUCGGAGACACGGUAUUUGAAGGCUCGUUGCCCCUGGCUACAGAAACGGUACUGCUUGGGUUCUCGUCGUUCCUCUUUGCUCUGGCGAUGCGCAAUAGCCUAUGGCAAACAACGUCCCCGGGAUCUCGACGUUUCAACGGCUUCAAGGCACUCAUUCCAGCCGCUACUCUAAUCAUGUACACGAUAUCACUGGUACACUGGGCCGUUACGCUCAGUAUCUGGCAUCCCGUGAAUAUAGUGACCGAGUACGAUAAUGCUCGAAGGAGAUUGGUUCUACUGGUGCUGUUCUCGAUCAACGUCAUCAUAAGUGACGCAGUCGUCUUGUGGCGUAUGUGUGUCGUGUGGGAUAAACGACCCGCGAUAUUGGGGUUCGGCGCAAUACUGGUUGCAACAACCAUAGGGCUUAACGUUGCGAAUAUCGUCGGAGAGGGCCGUAUCUCAGACAGGGGAACCAUCCUAGUGGGACACGGAAAUCCCUUGUCCGAGAACCUCUUUCGAAUAUAUAGCCUCGGCUCGAUCGGGCUUGUCACAGUCUUCGUGUCGUUGGUGAGUAACUUCUGUGCGACUGUACUGGUGGGCGUGAAGGCCUGGAUACACCGGAGGCGGUUGGCUGAGUUUGCGCAUGCGCAUACUCGCCGUUCCCUUGCUAUACGAGUCAUGGAGCUACUGGUGGAGUCGGGCAUCGUCUACACCGCCGUAUGGGCUCUAUACUGUACCAGCUUCCUGCGAGACAUCUUACUCUACUACAUCUACGAGACACUCGACAAUGUCUCCGAAGUCGGUUUCAUAACCGCGGAAGACUUCCUGGACGUGUCGAUGGCCCAGAUAACCUCCAUCUACCCUCUCUUUAUAUUCAUGCUCGUGGCACUAGACAAGAUCCAUUAUUUGCGAGCGCCGCAGCUGGUUAGCAACGUUCUACCCGCAGCCGUCGCGCCGAUGGCCCCCGCCGCCAUCCUUGAGAAUGUGGGCGUUGAGCGCGUAGUGGCCCUCCGUACUGUGACGGACUCUGAGCGCGGCACAUUCGAUAUGUCUCCUGACGAGGCCAGCGCGCCUGAGGAAGAGAAAACAUCCAGUCCUAGGCUUUCGACUCGGUGA